GGCAAGCAGUGAGAAGCAGUGCGGAUGAUUUUUGGAUGGUCUGGAUGUGGAGUUUAGUCGCAUUGGAUAUUUCUCUAGCACUCUUCACCAUGUUUGGCAUACCUCUGCAGCAACAGAUUUUGUUUCGAACGGCGUUACUACCGGCUGACGAAAAAGGAGAGACGAUGAAUGCUCCUGGUGACGAAAAUAAGGAAGAGACGAGCAGUGUGAUGAACGAUUACCGCAGCAACCACAGCACAACGAGAAAAAGCAAGAUGCGUCGGCUUCGUCUUGCUUACGCGCCUGAUGGAGCUGAGGGACUUGUUGCACGCGGUAUUCAGUCUGGUACGGCUACGGGUGACGGUCAAGGAAGCGAUAGAGAAGGAGCUACCGAUACUUCUGAUUCACAAAGAGAUGAACAAAUGGCUACUUACCUGACACCACGAAACUGGGGCUCUGUUUUCUCAUCCUCUUCCGAUGCUGACAGAAGGAUGAGUAUAAGCAUGAUGAAGGCUAGGCAAAAUACAGAUAAGGACCAGAAGCAGGGCAAAACAAGAACAUCAAGAAGAACGUGCUGCGGGUCUCGUUGUUGUUCUCGCAUUGGUUUCGCGGAGUUUGCUUUUUGUUUUCGGAUUUGGUUUUUUGACAGCCUGACGGUCUUACUUUUGGCACUGACGUCCUUUGGAAUGCAUGAUAUAAGGGUGUGGCAAUCGCCUAGCGCGUCGACCAUGCCCUUCUUUCAGGACCUGCACUAUCGCGCGUGCACGCACUACGCUUCGUGGGAUUACGUCACAGCAAUUUACUCUGACAAGCCUGCGAAGGCGCAGGAAAAAUUCCAGAACCAAAUCGCACAUGUAGGAUCCUUAGAUGCCUACGUAAAGAAAGAGUGCGAGCACCUACGAACAGAAAAUCUUCUAGCUAGCCCCGGAGCGACUGGCGCGGCUUCGCAACCUCCGCCAACUACAAGUCCUACACCUACAAGCGGAACGCAACAACAACUGCAACAGUCCUUCCUACAGAAUCACCAUGAAGAUGGGCUAUCCUUGGAUCAUUCUAUUGAUGAAAGUGUAGUGGCUACUACCAAUGCUGAUGGCGCGAUUCUAUUCGAACACGCGCAAGAAAAUGAAUACGAGGAAACUAUGUCUCUGCCUCUGGUGCCUCUGCCUCAGAGACAGAAUCUUCAACACAUAUUAAUGUCGGGGACAUCAAAUGCGUUUGUCGAACUCUCUUCAAAUUCAGCUGCUACAGGUGGACCAGCAGCUUCUCCUACUUCUUCAUCUCAACAGCCUGUUGCAGAGCACCGCGAGCUGGGUCCACUUUUCGCUAGACCCUUCUUACUCGAAAACGCCAAGACAUCUCUGCCACUUUCGAUGAGAAUGCGGCUCUUCAUGCUGGGCACAUCUCGUGACUUCAUGAUGUACUUCGUGUCUUUUUUGUUGAAUGUUGUGGCCCUGUUUCAGCUCUGGUCGCUAGGUAUACGCUUGGGGAAAGUGGAGAUGGUCGAAAGUUAUCGAAAUCGUGACUCGGUUGCAACGUCCUCAGCAUCGGACGCAGAUUCGGCUCCAGUGGAAAGAUUACCUUCGGUGAUCAAUAGAGGGGCUAGCGCUCGUAGUGAAGUUGCAUCCCUUGAAGACGGAACAGCACCGCCAGCUGGUAAUAAUGGCGGGCCUCGUCCUCGCCAGCUUGCCGAAGGAGAGGCCACUACGAAGUCUACAACUUCUGUCCGGCCAUUAUAUACGACCUUGGACGAGCCGCACUCUCCACGAGGGAGGGCCGGGACUGG
Amoebophrya sp. A25 is the source of this 1762-nucleotide messenger RNA. The record is from the annotation of a GenBank genome assembly. Lineage: Eukaryota; Dinophyceae; Syndiniales; Amoebophryaceae.